Molecule: messenger RNA, 3345 nt
Organism: Aspergillus heteromorphus CBS 117.55
Lineage: Eukaryota; Fungi; Ascomycota; Eurotiomycetes; Eurotiales; Aspergillaceae
Product: putative GPI-anchored cell surface glycoprotein
Exons: 3
Coding region: 184-3261 (1025 amino acids)
Source: RefSeq, a predicted model, not a curated record
UCUCCGUUCUCACUCGCACCUCAACUCCUCCUUGCGUCCCCGACCGCCGCCAGACCCUCUUUCCCCUCUUCCCUCAUCCUCUCCUCUCCUCAUCCCCCCUCCCCUUCCCCUUCCCUCCGUUCUUGUCUCUCCUGCUCUGCUGUCACCUCCGCUCAGGGCAUCGGCCUCAAUGCAGCGCCCGCCAUGUCGCUCAAUGGGCUAGAUCAUGCCACCGUCCUUGAAGCCUACCAGACCGCGCUGACCGAAGCCGGUGGAUGGUUUCUGCUCCGGUAUGUAUCAAGGGAUGAAGUCGAUCUCCUCGAGCGCGGCACCGGCGGGGUCCCCGACGUGCGCAAUGCGAUCGACGGCUACGAAGAGACAUCCCCCCUCUACGGCUUUCUACAAUACCGCCGCAGGAAGGUCGUCCUCAGCUACCUGCCGGAGGGCAUGUCCCGGCUCGUGCAAGCCCGAACCACCGUCCACUUCCAAUCCGUCCUCGACAAAUUCUCCCCUCACGAUACCGUCUUCUCCGUCAAGGAGCCGUCCGACCUCACGGAAAGCGCCCUCUCCUCCGCCUGCCUGCUGCAUACCGCCACCGGCUCGAUCACCACCUCCUCGUCCAACUCCCUCCGCCGGCGCCGACUCAAGGAAAUCGCGGAAGAUGCGGAGGAGAAUACCGUAGGCAAGGACGAGGCCCAGACACCCGCACCCACACCCGCCAAUGUCAUGCAUCAGCGCUCGUUCAGUCAGCUGUCGGACGCCACCGUCGUUCCGCCGUCGCCGUCGGUGUCGAGCGUGCAUCCAUCCCCCAUCAUCGAGACCAGAGGCUCCGAGGCCGGGUCCAUCCGCGAACGAUCCCCGUCCGUAGCCACGCUGGAACGGCUGCCGUCGAAUCGCACCCUCCGCGAGGACUCUGCGCCGUCGGAACCCCGCAAAUCGUCCCAGUCGGCCAGGCCCUCGAUCCGAGACCUGGAGCGCGCCGCAGGAAUCACCCCCAAGGUCAAACUGGGCCCCCGACCUUCCGUAGACGGCAGUGGACGGCCUCGUACGGCGGGCAACCUGUCGCGGAGCGCGGAACAGCGGCCAGUGGCGUCGCUGCCAGCGGGCGUGCGGUCGUCCUCCCUGCGCAAGGCCAAUCCCAGUCCCUCUCGACCGCGCUCCCAGGGGCACGGGACCCCGGUGGUAAGCAAGGUGCCCGCAGUGCCGCCAUUGCUGGUGCCGCCGUUGUCCAUGGCCAUCUCGCGGCCCAAGCUAUCCCCGGGCGCCAAAUCCCUCAGCGCGCUAUCGUCUUCCACCACGUCCAACGAGAAGGAGCGGUUGAUGAAGGCGCUGCAGAUGCGGAAGACGCAGAUGGCCAAGGCCAGGGAGAGGAAAGCGCCGAGUAUAGGGAGCGUGUCGGAUGGGACCGAAAAUAAGGAGAACAUCGGCCGUCUCCCCGCUAAAAUGAGGCCCGAUGGGGGCGACGAAACGGUCCCGCCAGCCAAGGAGCCCAAGGAGCCCCUUUCUGCGAAGCCAGAUCAGGGGGCGCAUCCAUCUCCUAUUUCUACCCAGCCCGACCCCGUCGGCUCGGAUUCCCCUGACACUCCCCCCUCGCCAGCACUCGCAGCAGCAGCGCAACCGGACAGGUCGCCCACUCGUUCGGAACCUGAAACACAGCCGGGCGACAGGGACUUGGCCGCGUCUGAUUACGGCGGCACUACGGGUGGCCCCUGCUCCCCUAGCGCCAUCGACGUCCCACUUGAGAACACUUCUGGAAAAGCCCCCGGCGAAGAAAUUGUCGGCCCCUCGCCACCAUCAGACCUCAACCCUCUUGUUCCUGGCGAACAAGAGGUCCUCACCACCGCAGCGGACCAAGUUCCUCUCAGACACGAAUCCCCACCGCAUCGUUCACGGCCGACUGCCCCCCCUCCCUCGUCGAUCCCCGAGCCUCCGACGGAGCCGCAGCAUGACUUGACCCCUGAAUCCCAUGUGGAGCGAUCAAACACUCGAAAGGAGAAACGCAAACUAUACCUCGAACCCAUCCAAGUCCCUACCCCCGACUACUCGGAUGACGAUAACCUGCUGUCCGACGACUCCUUCAUGGAAGAAUUGACCAGCGCUACGGUGGAAGAGGCCAAGCCAAUCUCGGUGGGCAUCUCCCCCCUAUCCCCGGGCUACUCGAACAGCGGCAACGGGAAGGUGUCGCCGGAUGCGUGGAAGAACUCGCGUGCCGUGUCGAAUCCCAGCGCCUUGAGCCAUCUCACCGAACCAUCCACCAUGCCGACCGUCGCCGUCCGGUCGGUGUCGACGCCGCCUGUGGACGCCGACGCCAACGCCCCGCUGGUGGCCAAGAAGAUCAACGUGUCAUCAGGCAUCUCACAACGCAUCAAGGCCCUGGAGAAGUUCUCCGGGCCGGCCCCCCAAUCUCUGGCGGCGCCGUCGUUUGAUAGCAUCCGCAAGGGCUACAGUGCGACCCCCCGCCCCUUAUCCUUCCACCCUGAAUCCUUCUCGCGGGCCCCCAGCCUGCGACGGCCCAGCUCCCAGGCGGGUCCCCCGGGCCUCACGCGCACUGCGAGUUCGGUGUCGGUGACGGCGCGGAUCGUGCGUGAGCGGGCAGGGUCGACUGUUGAGCCGGACCUCGCCGCGCUAAACCUGCAGCCCAGUCAGAUCACCGUGCAGCAGGAAACCACGCAGGUGCCGGUGACCCCCGAACCGGAAGCCAGCCCGGAAGAAAGCGCGACCCCUGCGAAGACCGAGCAACCGUCCGAGCCUGAGCCGUCCGAGCCCGAGCAACCUGAAACCCGACCAUCCUCCUCCAAAGAAGCAACCUCCCCCGUCAAAUCCAUUGAUGUGCCCUCCUCUCCCGAAGACAAGGGAUCGCGCACGUCGCGGCUCCUCCGCCGGAUGUCGUCUAUCACCUCGCGCAAAAGCGCUGUAAGCCCGGUUGUGAGCGAAGUCGCCCCGAGCACCAGUCCCGAGCGGACCACCGAGAUGCCGCAGGCGAUCGACAUUGGCGAGGUGAACGUGCAGUUCCCCGACACCCUCCUGUGGAAGCGGCGGUUCGUGCGGAUCGACGACAAGGGAUACCUGGUGCUGACACCGGGCAACGUGGACUCGAGCAACCGCAACAUCGUGAAGCGGUACCACCUGAGCGAGUUCCGGACGCCGUGUCUGCCGGACGAGGACCGGCAGGAACUGCCCAACAGCAUCCUGCUGGACUUUCUUGAUGGCAACACGCUGCAGUGCGCCUGCGAAUCGCGACAGGGACAGACCUUUGUGCUUCAGAGUGAGUCUCCCUCAUGAUUUCCCUCCAUUCAUUCCCCCCGGUCAUUGUGUCAAGCUAACAUAUACAGCCCUCGUCGACGCCCACAGCACCUACCAAACCGC